UUGGUGUGUAAUACAAUGGAAGUAAAAUAAAAGAAUUUUAAAGCGUCUUUAUAUGUGUAUAUAUAUAUAAAAUUGAUAUUAAAAAAAUAAAGGUAAUAAAAAGUGAGCUAUUGAUUCAAGACAUUUGAAGAGUCUUGAAAAAUAUUAAAAUAAUAAUAAAUAAUACCAUGGCGGGUUUACGAGAUGAAGACAAAGCUCUAUUUCCUAUUCAAAGUAUAACAUCAAUUGUUGAUAUAUUUAAAAAACAAUUAUCAAAAAAUACAGAACCGGAUCUUGCAUUAUUAUCAAUACUUGUUGGUGCUGUUGAAAAUUCAUUGACAUGUAAUCGUGUUGUUGUAUCACAAGAUAAUACAACAAUAUAUGAUGAAACAAAAUUUCCAGAAGUUAAAUAUGAAAUUGCUGAUAAAUUAUAUAAAAAAUUUAAUUCAAUUAUUAAAAAUUCAGUUGAUUUAACAAUAUAUAAUGAUAAAUAUGCAACAAGAGAACUUGUUAAAAGAGUAUCUGAUAUAAUAUGGAAUUCAUUGCCACGUAGUUAUUAUAAAGAUCGUGCACAUUUACAAAGUCUUUAUAGUUAUUUAACAGCAAAUAAACUUGAUUGUUUUGGUGUUGCAUUUGCUGUUGUUGCUGGUUGUCAAUUACUUGGUUUUAAAGAUGUACAUUUAGCAAUGUCAGAGGAUCAUGCAUGGGUUGUAUGUGGUGAAAAUGGUAAAGAAACUGUUGAAGUUACAUGGCAUGGUAAAGGUAAUGAAGAUAAACGUGGACAACCUGUAGAAGCUGGUGUUGCAUCACGUUCAUGGUUAUAUGUUAAUGGACAAGCUGUUGUAUGUAAUAGAGCUAUGGAAGUUGCAACAAUUGUUUCAGCAAUAAAUCCAAGUUUAAGUGCAACAGCUGAUGCUGCUGAAGUUGCUGUGUUAUGGUUAUUAUAUUGUAUGAAAUAUCCAUUGGCACUUCCAAUGGGUGAUCUUGAAGAAGCAUCACCAACAUCUGGUAGACCACCAGCAAUUGCAUUAUUUGAAGAAGCUAUACGUUCAGCAAGAUUAUAUUAUGGCAAUGCUCAUGUUUAUCCAUAUACUUAUCAAGGUGGUUAUUUAUACAGACAUGGACAUCAUGCAAAUGCAUUAGCAUCUUGGGCUGAUGCUGCUGAUGUAUUAAGAAACUAUGAUUAUUCACGUGAUGAUGGUGAAAUAUAUAAAGAAUUAUUGGAAAUAGCUAAUGAAUUAAUACCACAUACAGUUAGAGCUGAUGAAUUACGUUUAUUACGUCAACCUUGUUGUUUUGGUUAUUUAUUAAGAUUUUAUGAUGGUAUAUGUCAAUGGGAAGAAGGUGCAAAUACACCAGUAUUACAUAUUGGCUGGGCACGACCAUUAGUUAAUACAAUAUCAAAAUUUGAUGCAAGUAUUAGAGCACAAGUUAUUAUUGAAUGUCAUGAGGCUGAUACAAAUUGUAAACAUGAAGAUGAUAAUAGCUAUAAUGUUGAUUUACGAAAAGAUACAAAUUUAAAAGAUGAUUAUCAUAAUAAUAACAAUAAUAUCAGUACCAAUAACAAUAAUAAUAAUAAUAAUAAUAAUAAUGAUAGUUGUAAUAAUAAUAACAACACCAUUACAAACAACAACAACAAUAAUAAUAAUAUUAAUAACAACAAUAAUAACAUUAUGAAUAAUAACAAUAAUAAUAUUAAUAAUAAAAAUAGUAUUAAAACAAAAGAAAAAUCUAAUAAUGCUCGUGACCUGAUAGCAAGCCUUGAGUCAAAAGUACCAUCAAAUCCAUCACCAAUGCAUCCAGGAAUUCAAGCAUUAACAGCAGCAUGUAGUGAAAAAAUACUUAAUAGAGAUUAUUUACUUCAAGGUGAUGGUGAACCAUUUGUUGCACCACAAGAAACAACAUCAUUAUCACCACCAUCAACAAUAACACCAGCAGUAUCCUCAACACCAACAGCAAUAACAACAGCAAUAAUACCAACACCAACAGCAUCAUCAUCAUCAUCAUCAACAUCACAAGAAAUAUUAGAUCCAAAAAUAAAUACUGAUUUUGAAAAUCAAUCACCAAGAAUUAUUCUUUAUAGUGAAAAAAUGAAAGGUUUAAAAGAUUUAUUAUUGGCUGAAAAAUUAAAUACACAUGCAAUAUCAUUGCAAUUGACAGCACAGAGUCAAGUACAAAUUGGAAAAAAAACAAGAGGUAGUAGUGAUGAAGUUGGAUUGAGCCAACGUAAAAGACAACGACACUAAUGCAGGGUAAAAAAUUAAAAAGAAGAAAUACGUUAUUUUAUGAAUCUCUUCCCUAAAUUAUUAUUAAUAUUUAAUUAUUUUUUUUUUUUUUUUUUGUAGAAUUUAAAUCGGCUAAAUUCUUGCGCAAAUUAUCUCGGUUGCUUGAUUGUUAUCAUUAUGUUUUUUUUUUUUUAAUACUUGCUUGUUUGUUUGUUGGUUUUUUGAUGCUCACUAGAAUGAGAGAAAAAAAAAUGCAAACGUGUUGAAGAUUUUUCUAGAAGAAAACAUAUUUUAUAUUAUAUUGAUAACAAUAUUAUUUUAUUUAACCGGGAGUAGAAAAGUACAAAUUAUUCAUUUUUUUUUAUUUGACAUUUUUUUUUUUUAAGUUUAUAGAAUUUUUGCGUGAAAUAUUGGCCGAAUGUGUGGUUUUUUUUAGACUUGCUUUUGCUUUAUUUAUUGAGAAAAAAAAAAAUCAUUUUAAAUUAAAUUAUUUUUAUUAUUC
Molecule: messenger RNA, 2706 nt
Organism: Aphidius gifuensis
Lineage: Eukaryota; Metazoa; Arthropoda; Insecta; Hymenoptera; Braconidae
Gene: Mnn1
Product: menin
Biological process (GO): regulation of transcription by RNA polymerase II; negative regulation of cell population proliferation; negative regulation of cell cycle
Cellular component (GO): nucleus; histone methyltransferase complex; chromatin
Molecular function (GO): transcription cis-regulatory region binding; chromatin binding; Y-form DNA binding
Source: RefSeq, a predicted model, not a curated record